UCCAGGAGACGUCUGUUUCCCCAUAGAUACAGGCUUAGCUUGAGGGACUGCAACAGAUGCAUUUGGCAUAAGGUUUGCAGGUAACUAAAGAGAGCAAAUAUUUACACACACACACACGCACAUAUAUAUAUAUAAUUUUUCUUUAGGCCAAACAUGAGACUGGGCUGUUUGUUUUUGCUGUAUAUCAACCUGUUACUUAGGGUUACCAUAUCUUAAGUCACAUUAAGCAUAAAUUAGCAUUUAAUUUUCUAUUACUACCAGAUGAGAAAGAUGACUUAUUUUCAUUUCUGUUCAUUCAUGUGGAAGGCUUCACUGUAAACGUAUCAACCUUCCUAACAUUAGCUUUGCUUACAGCAGUGAAACCACCAUUUGUAUAGGAUCUGUUUGCCUCAGCAACAUGAGCUUACACCCCAUUGACUCUGAAAAGAGGCAUUUGGCUUUGCAUUAGGGAUGUGAGACCCCCCAUAGUCUAUCACUCUGGAUGCUUCGAGACUGCUUGAUGACAGUUUGUUGCCACUGAGAGACAUCAGUGAGCAGAUCAGGACAGAAGUGGUGUUGCAGGCUCAGGAGUAUGAUGCUGCCCCGCUGUGCAGUCAGUGUGUGCCAUGUGCUUGUGUUGGUGCUGUGUCUGUCUGCGGCUGAGGACUUCGACUGGACAAAGAACAACUACGGCUCCUUCUAUUAUGGCACUUUUCCAGCUGGAUUUUCGUGGGGUGCCGGAGGUUCAGCCUAUCAGACAGAAGGAGCAUGGGACCAAGAUGGAAAAGGACUGAGUAUCUGGGAUGUGUUCAGUCACAGAAAGGGCAAAAUCCAGCAGAAUGAGACGGGGGAUUCUUCGUGUGAAGGCUACUACAAAUUUAAGGAUGAUGUUUCUCUAAUGAAGGAGCUGAAGCUUAAUCACUAUCGUUUUUCCAUCUCCUGGCCCAGGAUCAUACCGACUGGCAUCAAGUCUGACCAUGUAAAUGAAAAGGGAAUACAGUACUACGAUGAGCUGAUCGACACCUUAAUGGAGAAUAAAAUCACUCCCAUCGUGACCCUGUAUCACUGGGAUCUUCCUCAGGUUUUACAGGAGAAAUAUGGUGGAUGGCAGAACAUAAGUAUGAUCAGUCAUUUUAAUGAGUUCGCCAACCUUUGUUUUGAGAAAUUUGGUAACCGAGUGAAGUACUGGAUUACUUUUAACAAUCCAUGGUCUGUAGUGGUUGAGGGCUAUGAGACAGGCGAGCAUGCUCCUGGGCUGAGGCUGAAAGGAGCAGGGGCUUAUAGAGCUGCACAUCACAUAAUAAAGGCCCACGCUAAAGUUUGGCACACUUAUGAUACUCAGUGGAGAGGAAGGCAAAAAGGUUUCAUUGGCAUCUCUCUGUCGGGGGACUGGGGUGAGCCGGUGGACAUCAGCAAUCAGAAGGACAUCGAAGCAGCUGAGAGAUACGUCCAGUUCAACCUGGGCUGGUUUGCCACACCAAUCUUCCACGGAGAUUACCCCCAAGUGAUGAAGGACUUUGUUGGAAGCAAGAGUGUGCAGCAGGGCCUGGGGACAUCUCGGCUGCCCACCUUUUCGCCACAGGAGAAGAGCUACAUCAAAGGGACCUGCGACUUCCUGGGCAUUGGUCAUUUCACCACUCGUUACAUCACCCAUAAGAACAACCCAUCGGGCCGCAGUGGCAGUAGCUACUUCGCUGACCGUGACCUUGCUGAGCUGGUUGAUCCGCGUUGGCCUGAUCCUGGAUCAGAGUGGCUCUACUCCGUACCCUGGGGUUUCAGACGCCUGCUGAAUUUUGUCAAGACUCAGUAUGGAAACCCAAUGAUUUACGUGACCGAGAACGGAGUCUCUGAGAAGAUGUUGUGCACGGAGCUCUGUGAUGAGUGGAGGAUACAGUAUUUUCAAGACUACAUCAAUGAAAUGCUAAAAGCCAUCAGAGAUGGAGUGAAUGUGAAGGGAUACACUGCAUGGUCUCUGCUGGACAAGUUUGAGUGGGAUGAAGGGUACUCGGAAAGGUUCGGCUUGUACUACGUGGACUUCAGGAGUAAAAACAAGCCUCGUUACCCCAAAGCUUCUGUUCAGUUUUACAAGCGCAUCAUCAGCUCAAAUGGAUUUCCAAAUCAGAGGGAGGUUGAAAACUGGAGGAGAAAGUCUGUGGAGACCUGCUCUUCCAGCAACCAGCUGCUAGCUGCAGAGGAACAGCGGAGUACUGCUGCCAAUAUUCUAAGACUUAUACAUGAUCCGCUGACCAGCCACAUGGAGAUGGUGACCGAGAUCGUUGUUCCCACCGUGUGCACACUCUGUAUUCUGCUCAGCGCCAUCUUCCUUAUGUUCCUGCUGAGAAGAAGAAACUAGAAAGUGUGUGUGUGUGUGUGUGUUUACAAUCAUAGUUUGUACAAACUCACAUGGAUGCAGUGGAAUUGCAACAUUUCUUUAAUAGUAUUUGUGAAAGGAUGAAUACAUUUCUGAAGUGAAUUUAAACCACUAAUCUGAUGACUUUACAGUGUUUUGUUGUUUUAGUUCAGCUGCAACAUGCAAAAUGACCUUUUCUGCUUUUAUUUUGUUCUGACGUGGGGAACUGCUAUGCAACCAUGUAAUCUACAGUCUAAAUGAAACAGAGUUUAGCUUUCUAAAUAAAUAAAAUGUGAUAGAUGAA
This is a messenger RNA of Nothobranchius furzeri (turquoise killifish), 2633 nucleotides long. It is a transcript of the gene lctlb, whose product is annotated as lactase-like b. The record is from RefSeq and is a predicted model, not a curated record. Gene Ontology annotation, molecular function: beta-glucosidase activity. Gene Ontology annotation, biological process: carbohydrate metabolic process. Lineage: Eukaryota; Metazoa; Chordata; Actinopteri; Cyprinodontiformes; Nothobranchiidae.